CAUUUCAUUGCCAUUGCACGACACGUGUCCCAACUCAACGGCAUCCAUAUGUAUAAGGGCAAGGAAAUCGCAUCAAUCAAUCAUCGUCGAUUAACAAGUUAAGUGCGUGAAUUCACCAAUGGGUACUGCACGAACUGUAGGAAUUGUUGCGAUCUUCUACAAUGACGAACCCUAAGGUCUUCUUCGACAUGUCGGCCGGCGGCGAACACGCCGGUCGAAUCGUGAUGGAGCUAUUCACCGAUACGACGCCGCGCACGGCUGAAAACUUCCGAGCUCUCUGCACCGGCGAGAAAGGAACCGGACGGAGCGGCAAGCCACUUCACUACAAGGGGUCGUCAUUCCACCGAGUUAUCCCGGGGUUCAUGUGCCAGGGCGGCGAUUUCACUGCAGGGAACGGAACCGGAGGGGAAUCGAUCAACGGAUCGAAGUUUGCCGACGAGAAUUUCAUCGAGAAGCACACCGGACCGGGCAUUCUCUCCAUGGCGAACGCUGGACCGGGAACGAACGGUUCGCAGUUCUUCGUAUGCACGGCGAAGACGGAGUGGCUCGAUGGAAAGCACGUGGUGUUCGGGCAGGUGGUGGAGGGAAUGGACGUGGUGAAGGCGAUUGAGAAGGUCGGAUCUUCGAGUGGAACGACGGCCAAGCCUGUUGUGGUCACUGAUUGUGGUCAGAUUUCUUGAAUUAGGGUUUAGUUUUUUCUAUUUUGAUUUUUGAGUUUCGUUCAGUCUCAAUCCAUGGGAAGUGAAUUUUUUUUUUUCCAACCCC
Molecule: messenger RNA, 765 nt
Organism: Camellia sinensis
Lineage: Eukaryota; Viridiplantae; Streptophyta; Magnoliopsida; Ericales; Theaceae
Product: peptidyl-prolyl cis-trans isomerase
Biological process (GO): protein folding; protein peptidyl-prolyl isomerization
Cellular component (GO): plasma membrane; cytosol; cytoplasm
Molecular function (GO): peptidyl-prolyl cis-trans isomerase activity; cyclosporin A binding
Source: RefSeq, a predicted model, not a curated record